Molecule: messenger RNA, 450 nt
Organism: Microthlaspi erraticum
Lineage: Eukaryota; Viridiplantae; Streptophyta; Magnoliopsida; Brassicales; Brassicaceae
Source: the annotation of a GenBank genome assembly
AUGGCUCUAUCGAGAAACCGCGGGCAAGCCGUGCAGAGCGGCCGGCCGAGAAACGAAUGUUUCGCGAUCGGCCAAAAUAGUAUCCAUCCGUCAGAAGUCUCGGCCAAAGUUCAAUCCAUCCGGCCGAGUACGCAUCACGACCCGGGAAGCAAUGUCCCGCGGUCGGCCAAGCCACGAGCACUCAAUGCCAUGCCGCGCACAACCAUGCCGCGCGAGCCGGGAAGCAACGCCUUGCGGCCGCGCGACCUAUCUCACGUAUCACGGCCGAUGGCGCCGUCCGAGCCGGGAAGCCAUGUCCCGCGUCCGGCCGAGAAAGCAUCGGCCAAACCAUUACCCGUCCGACCUCAGCGGCCGAUCGAGAAACCAUCCGGCCACAACCGUUCCAACACGACCACGACUCGAUCAUCCGGCCGACCGUUGAUGAUAGGAUUUUACGUGGAUGUGAAGUGA